Molecule: messenger RNA, 570 nt
Organism: Trypanosoma theileri
Lineage: Eukaryota; Euglenozoa; Kinetoplastea; Trypanosomatida; Trypanosomatidae
Product: putative ATP binding protein-like protein
Exons: 1
Coding region: 1-570 (189 amino acids)
Biological process (GO): microtubule cytoskeleton organization
Cellular component (GO): cytoplasm
Source: RefSeq, a predicted model, not a curated record
AUGAACGCUGCAUCCGAACAAGCUAUGCUGCAAAUUGCAGAAACUAUUGAGCGAGCGGUUGACGAUGAAAUGGAGCGUAUUGACAACAUGGAUGACGAAGAUCUCAUGGAGAUCCGUCGCAAAAGACUUAAGGCAUUAAAAGAAAUGGAACAACGCCGAGAUGCUUGGUUAAGAAAAGGACAUGGUCAACUUCAAGAAUUGACCGAUCCAAAGGAGUUUUUUCGAGCUGUAGAGCAAUCUGAGCGUGUUGUUGUCCAUUUUAUGAGAAGGGCUACAUCAAGGUGUAUGAUUAUUGAGCGACACUUAAGAGAAAUCGCUGCUCGCCAUUUUGAAACACGAUUUUGUUAUGUUGAUGUUGAAAGGAUACCUUCUCUGGCUGAAAGAUUUAAUGUAAUAAUGCUGCCAACAUUAAUGCUCAUUGAAGGCAAAAAAACGUUUCACAGUAUUAUUGGAUUUGAUGAAUUUGGCGGAACUGAUGAUUUUUCAACAGAAACUGUGAUACAAGUCCUUUCUGCUUAUGGUAUGCUAAAUGAGCGUGGUAUGUUUGCAGCUGAUCAGAGCGAUGACUAG